Rhinolophus ferrumequinum (greater horseshoe bat) is the source of this 573-nucleotide messenger RNA. RefSeq names its product casein kappa (gene CSN3). Lineage: Eukaryota; Metazoa; Chordata; Mammalia; Chiroptera; Rhinolophidae. Gene Ontology annotation, biological process: lactation; protein stabilization. The transcript has 4 exons. The record is from RefSeq and is a predicted model, not a curated record. Gene Ontology annotation, cellular component: extracellular region. Bases 1 to 573 code for a protein of 190 amino acids.
AUGGCAGCCUUUGUCCCUACAGGUGCAACGAUGAGUUUUUUCCUAGUUGUGAAUAUCCUGGCAUUAACCAUGCCUUUUUUGGGUGCAGAGGUGCAAAACCAGGAACAACCAACAUGCCGUGAGAAUAAUGAAAGAUUGUUUGAUCAAUACACAGUCAAAUAUAUUCCAAUUCAGUAUGUGCUGAAUAGUUACACUCCAUUUGAACACAAUUCCUACCAAUAUAGACCAGCUGUACCAAUUAAUAACCAAUAUAUGCCUUAUCCAUAUUAUGCAAAAUCAGUUUCAUUUAGGCCACGUGUCCAAAUUCCUCAGCGGCAAAUCCUGCCAAAUAUCUACCCAUCCACUGUGGUACAUCACUCAUACCAACAUCCAUCAUUUAUUGCUGUUCCCCCAAAAAAAAUUCAAGAUAAAACAGUCAUUCCUAACAUCAAUACCAUUGCUACUGUUAACCCUACAUUUAUUCCUACCACUGAACCAAUGGUGAGCACUGGAGUUACUCCAAAAGCUUCCUCAGAAUUCAUCACAAGCACACCUGAGACUACCACAGUCACACUUAUUUCAUCCAUGGUCUAG